Messenger RNA from Dentiscutata heterogama, 535 nucleotides. NCBI's taxonomy places the organism in Eukaryota, Fungi, Glomeromycota, Glomeromycetes, Diversisporales, Gigasporaceae. The record is from the annotation of a GenBank genome assembly.
UUCUUAUUGUUUUAAAAAUUCUACUGGAAGAUCAUGCAUUCUUAAAAUUAGAGAAGAUAUUGCGAAACAUGCCGGUGCAUCUCGUGCUAAUUUUAGUGUUCUACCUGAUAUUUCAAAUGUCCCUUCUUCAAUUGUAUGCACUAGUUGUGUAAAAGCUGUAGUGAAUACUUUUUUAAACUAUCUGUCUUCAAACCCCGGAGAUUUUGCGAUUUUAGGCACAACUCAAGAGGAGAUUAACAAAAAACUCAAUAUACUGCAAAAUGUGGUUCUUCAUUUUAGUUCAUUUUCACUUUAUUUCUUUUUUUUUCUAAACGGUAAAAUUCCCAACACCACAUUUUCAACAUCGUCAAUAUCAGAUCCAAGCUCUAGCUUUAAUGUGUUUGAUAAUUCAAUUUAUAAAGGAUUAAUUAUUGGUGGUAUUGUUGUAUUAGUAGUCUCAUUUACUACUGGAUACUAUAUCCAUAAAAACGAUUAUAUUCCUACAGCAGGAACAAAUUCUGAAACUAACGAAGCAUCAAAGAAAUUUAAACCCUAA